Molecule: messenger RNA, 1479 nt
Organism: Ambispora leptoticha
Lineage: Eukaryota; Fungi; Glomeromycota; Glomeromycetes; Archaeosporales; Ambisporaceae
Source: the annotation of a GenBank genome assembly
AUGCCAGCAAAAGAAAUUGUACAUUUCAAAACGAAUAUAUAUGAGUAUUUAGAGGCUCUACCCAAAGCUACACAAGAAAGAUUAUAUCGUGAGUCUGCUACCUGUCUUGCUAUUUUCAGAUUGCUCCCGUCUUUAGCAAAGCAUUUUGUGAAUGCUUUGUUGUUCGUAGAAGACCCUUUCUUAAAAAAAGAUUUAGAGCAAUGGAUCAAACCAAAGGGAGCUUCUAAAUUUGAAGAAAGUUGGGAAAAAUUAUCGAGAUUACAUAUAUUGGCGGAAAAAGAAGGAUACAUAAUCAUGAACAAAACUUUUCGAGAAAACUAUAGGAAUUGUCUUACUGGAGGCGGGGAACAUCAAUCUUUUGGCGUUCCGCCGAGCUCCAAAGACAAACAUAGACCGGAAAAUACCAUUGAAUAUUUAGAUAGUUAUGCAAAAAAACAAUGGGAGUCUAUAUUGCACUAUAUGGUUGGUACGAGAACAAAACGUCCAGGAAGGGGAGUAGUUAAUUUGCUUACUGAAUCAGGGCUCAUGGCCGAAAGGCAUGAAGGAGACGAGGAUCCGCAGAUAACAAAUAAAGGAUUUCAAUUUCUAUUGCAAGACAUAAACACGCAAGUAUGGGCUUUUUUACUUCAGUAUCUAGAACUUGCAGGGAAAGAGAAAAACCCUCAAAGCAAUUAUCCUUCCAAUAAGAUACUGAAGAUGGAUCUUGUGGAAGUUCUCAAUUUCUAUUUCUUAUUGGGAAGCUUAGAACUGGGGCAGGAUUAUUCAAUCGAUCAAUUAACUCCUACUCAACAGCAGCUUAUAGAGGAUUUAGCUUACUACGGUCUUGUCUAUCGUAGAAAAAAGUCUUCACGGCGAUAUUAUCCAACAAGACUUGCCACAACACUCACCUCUGGUACUAUGUCGUUUACUAAGCAGCAUCCCGGAAAUAUAAUAAAUCCACUUGCUGUAAAAGAUAUGCCAACAGAACAAGGAUUUAUUAUUCUAGAGACAAAUUAUAAACUUUAUGCAUACACAAACUCACAACUUCAGAUUUCUGUUCUCAAUUUGUUUUGUGAGCUGACCGGUCGUUAUUCAAAUAUGGUAACUGGCAAGUUGUCAAGGGACAGUGCAAGGAAAGCUUUGAUGAGCGGCAUAACAGCUAAUCAAAUAAUAUCAUAUUUGACAUCGCACGCACAUCCUCAAAUGAAACAAAAGAGCCCUGUACUUCCAUUGACUGUGAUCGAUCAAAUACGAUUAUGGGAGAUGGAGCGAAAUCGCUUACAGGAUACUGAUGCAUUUUUGUAUACAGAAUUCAAAAGCGAACGCGAUUUCAAUAGUAUUCUUGAUCACGCGUACAAAUUAGGAAUAAUUAUAUGGGCCAAUAAGGCCAAAAGGAUGUUUGCUGUAACUGAGGAUGGACAUCCACAGAUACGCGAGUUCAUUAAAAAACGUAUGAAGAAAAAUGGGCCACAAGCUGGUGGAUCUUCGUCAAAGUCAUGA